Messenger RNA from Arabidopsis lyrata subsp. lyrata, 1274 nucleotides. RefSeq names its product protein TIFY 7. Bases 183 to 1007 code for a protein of 274 amino acids. Gene Ontology annotation, cellular component: nucleus. The transcript has 7 exons. Lineage: Eukaryota; Viridiplantae; Streptophyta; Magnoliopsida; Brassicales; Brassicaceae. Gene Ontology annotation, biological process: response to wounding; regulation of jasmonic acid mediated signaling pathway; regulation of defense response. The record is from RefSeq and is a predicted model, not a curated record.
AAAGAGUUAAAUAGGCCUCUCCAAAAGUGUGUCUGUAACAUUACCAAAACGAAACCUUCCUUGUGGAUUCCCACUUCUUUCUUCUGUGUUUUUCUUCUUCCUUUAUAUUUAAAUGUUUUGGGCACAAACAGCGAAAGAGAGAGACGUAAAAAAUUGAGAGUUUGUCAUUGAUUUGGUUUGCAAUGGAAAGAGAUUUUCUGGGUUUGAGCGACAAGCAGUAUCUAAGUAAUAACGUUAAGCAUGAGGUUAACAUCGAUGAUGGUGUCGGAGAACGAGGGUUGAGUACGAAGGCAGCUAGACAAUUGGGGAAGGCAAAGGUUUUUGCUACUUCAACUUUCAUGCCUGCUUCAGAUUUCCAGGAGGCUAAGGCGUUUCCGGGUGCAUACCAGUGGGGAUCAGUUUCUGCGGCCACCGUUUUCCGCAGAGGCCAAUUCAGCGGUGCGUUUCAGAACGCAUCGCCGCUUUUACUAGGAGGAUCAGUUCCUUUACCAACUCAUCCUUCUCUUGUUCCACGAGUGGCUUCCUCAGGAUCAUCUCCUCAGCUCACAAUCUUUUAUGGCGGAACUGUUAGCGUCUUUAAUGACAUAUCUCCCGAUAAGGCUCAAGACAUCAUGUUAUGCGCGGGGAACGGUUUGAAAGGUGAAACUGGAGAGAGUAGUUUGAAGAAACAACAACCGAUUCUCGAAGUUGAAAGAGUGUAUGGAAAACAAAUCCAUAACACUUCUGCUGCUGCCUCAUCAAGCUCUGCCAUUCACACUGAUACUUACUCAAGAUGUAGGGACAACCCCAUUGCUACGACUAAUGCAAUGAGCAUGAUCGAAUCAUUCAAUGCAGUUCCUGGUAACAUGAUUCCUUCAGUUCCUCAAGCUCGGAAAGCAUCCUUAGCUCGGUUCUUGGAGAAGCGCAAAGAGAGGCUUAUGAGUGCAAUGCCUUACAAGAAGAUGCUUCUUGAUUUGUCCACCGGAGAAUCUAGUGGAAUGAGUUACUCUUCUACUUCUCCUACCUAGAACCUACACUUAUUAUUCUUAAGGUUUUUUUUUUACAAUGGUAAUUUGUAAUUUUAAUCAUUAGAUUAUGAUUAUAUAGUUACCAUUUAUAUUCUUACGAGCAGGAGAAGGCGUUAGGGCGUCUCUGUAUUUGAUCAUUGUUUGUAAUGCUUUGGUUUAUUAUUGUAGGAUUACUUUAUAACCUUGAGAACUAACAGAUAUCUGUUUGUCAUGUAUGUCGACUGUCGAGAAUUUAAGAUCGAAUAAAAUUCACUAUUGCUAUUAUUA